Acipenser ruthenus (sterlet) is the source of this 5106-nucleotide messenger RNA. Its product is annotated as long-chain-fatty-acid--CoA ligase 6-like. NCBI's taxonomy places the organism in Eukaryota, Metazoa, Chordata, Actinopteri, Acipenseriformes, Acipenseridae. The record is from RefSeq and is a predicted model, not a curated record. The coding region runs from base 355 to 2520 and encodes 721 amino acids. Gene Ontology annotation, molecular function: arachidonate-CoA ligase activity. Gene Ontology annotation, cellular component: endoplasmic reticulum; membrane. Gene Ontology annotation, biological process: very long-chain fatty acid metabolic process; long-chain fatty acid metabolic process; long-chain fatty-acyl-CoA biosynthetic process. The transcript has 21 exons.
AACCGGAAACGAGGAUGCGUAGACUAACUUCACCUUGUUCUGACCGGUUCACCUUCAGCUCUGACGAGUAAAAUCUGCAAAUGCGUAGAUGCUAAGAGAGAAAGAAAUGACAGAACAAAAUAACCACAUGAAAACAUAAGCUAAGCGGCUAAACAAAACGAACCCCUGUUAGUAAAAGACCGGGCAUGAUUGCAUUGCAAUCCAGUGCUGCAAAGCCGAAUUGACUAGCUCAGUACAGUAGAUUCUCGUCUAAUAAACUCCCAGAUUGCCCCAGCGCUGCUGCAGUGUCUACUGCAGUCUUCGAUUCCUACAACGCCAGGCUCUCCCAGCUGCACCGAGCUCAAUGCGAGAGAUAUGCUUGCCUUCAUUCUAGUAUCUGGCUCCAUUUGGAUGGUUUUAGAGAUUAGUAACACGUUGAUUGAGAAGAUGCAGGCCCAGGAGAUCCUGAGGAGCCUGCGCCUGCCCGAGCUCCAGGAGUUCAGCCAGUUUUUCCGCAGCCUGCCUGCCCCCACACUGGUCGGGAUCGGGGCUCUCGCCGCUGUCAUUGCCUACUGGCUGGCCACCAGACCCAAGGCCAUGAAACCUCCCUGUGACCUCACAAGGCAGUCCAAGGAAGUGGAGCACUAUGCUGGUGCACGCCGCUCUGUACUGGGUGACAAUCCUAAGCUGCUAACACACUAUUAUGAUGACGCGAGAACGAUGUACGAGGUAUUCCAGCGAGGGCUGCACAUAGCAGGUGACGGCCCUUGUUUGGGCUCCAGAAAGCCCAAACAACCAUAUGAAUGGCUGUCGUACAGGGAGGUUUCAGACAGGGCUCAGUGCCUGGGCUCGGGGUUGAUUUUCCAGGGAUGCAGACCCUGUCCAGAGCAGUUCAUUGGGGUCUUUGCACAGAACAGACCGGAGUGGAUUAUCUCAGAGUUGGCUUGCUAUACCUAUUCUAUGGUGGUUGUGCCACUUUACGACACUCUAGGACCAGGGGCUAUUCGCUAUAUUAUUAACACAGCUGAUAUUUCUACAGUUAUAUGUGACAAGCCCGAGAAGGCCAGCGUCCUCUUGGAGAAGGUGGAGACGUUGGAGACCCCCGGGUUGAAGACUAUCAUUUUAAUGGACCCGUUUGACCCUGCGCUUGUAGAGAGGGGGGACAGAUGUGGGGUUCACAUCCAAUCCAUUAAGGACGUGGAGGCGCUGGGGAGAGUGCACCAUAGAGUUCCUGUGCCUCCUCAACCAGACGAUUUAUCCAUUGUGUGUUUUACUAGUGGAACAACAGGAAACCCUAAAGGUGUCAUGCUGACUCAUGGGAACGUAGUAGCCGAUUUUUCCGGCUUUCUGAAAGUCACUGAGAAAGUGAUCUUUCCCAGACAGGACGAUGUGCUUAUCUCCUUCCUGCCUCUUGCUCACAUGUUUGAGAGACUUAUUCAGUCUGUAGUUUACUGCCACGGAGGAAGGAUUGGGUUCUUCCAAGGAGAUAUCAGACUCCUGUCUGAGGACAUGAAGGCACUGCGCCCGACAGUCUUCCCUGUGGUACCCAGGCUGCUCAACAGAAUGUAUGACAAGAUAUUUAGCCAGGCAAACAGCCCAGUGAAGCGCUUCCUUCUGGAAUUUGCAGCAAAGAGAAAAGCGGCAGAAGUUCGAAGUAACAUCAUCCGGAAUGACAGUUUGUGGGACAGACUCUUCUUCGGCAAAAUCCAGGCUAGCCUGGGAGGUCGGGUGCGAAUGAUCGUCACAGGAGCGGCUCCAGCUUCCCCCGCCGUGCUGGGGUUCCUGCGGGCAGCGCUGGGGUGUCAGGUGUAUGAAGGCUAUGGUCAAACAGAGUGUACUGCUGGAUGCACCUUCACCACCCCCGGAGACUGGACAUCAGGUCAUGUAGGAGCACCGCUGCCCUGCAAUCUGAUCAAACUGGUGGACGUGGAGGAGAUGAACUAUUUUGCUUCCAAAGGAGAGGGAGAGGUCUGUGUGAAGGGACCGAAUGUUUUCAAGGGCUACCUCAAAGACCCGGAGAAGACUGCAGAGGCGUUGGAUGAGGAUGGAUGGCUGUACACUGGGGACGUUGGAAAAUGGUUACCAAACGGUACGUUAAGAAUAAUUGAUCGAAAGAAUCACAUCUUUAAACUGGCCCAGGGGGAGUAUAUCGCCCCGGAGAAGAUUGAAAACAUUUACAUCCGGAGUGAGCCAGUAGCCCAGGUGUUUGUCCACGGGCACAGUUUACAGUCCUGCUUGGUGGGUAUUGUUGUACCUGACCCAGAAGUCAUGCCACCCUGGGCGAGGAAAAAAGGCUUUAAGGGGCAGUACGGAGAGCUGUGUAAAGAUAAGGACCUUAAGAAAGCAAUAAUGGAAGAUUUGGUCCGACUGGGAAAGGCAAACGGACUUCAUUCAUUUGAGCAGGUCAAAGACAUCUACAUCCACAGUGAAAUGUUCUCCAUACAAAAUGGCCUUUUGACCCCAACGUUAAAGGCGAAACGACCGGAACUGAGGGAUUAUUUUAAAGAAAGAAUAGAAGAGCUUUAUACCAUCUCUAUGUAAAAUAUCCAUUCAGAUGCCCUGUUUCAGAGACUUUUUUUUAGCAAUAUUGCUGUACAUAAACCACUUGUGGUUAACUCUUUAUUAAAACAGCAUUCUACUGCGCAAAACCUAGAAAUAACAAGCCUGUUCUUUUUGUAAGUGCUGGUGGUGUCCAUCCGGAAGGGGGUAGGAUUCUGAAGUAUACAGCAAACUCCACAGUCCUGAAACAGUGCUGCUAGAACCAAAUCUACAGUUUUUUCCAAACUAAAACAUUUCACCUGUAUUUGUUUGUCUUGAAGGUUUUAUACGAGCUCAGAUUAUUCACUGUAACUCCACUCGUCACAAUGAAUGCGUGUGCUUCUGAAGAAUGCAGUAUUUUAAGUUCCGCAUGAGCGCCUCCAGGAUCUGCGAAGCGACUGCUGGCCCAAGUUUCAAAUCAAUCCUCUUUGUUAGAAGUAAAAAGCAGUAUGAUUUCUUCUCACAGCGAUGUUAUAUACUCUGCAUUUAUUCAUAUCGGUUCCCUUGAAUACCGCUUUUUGUUUUAUAGAAGGUGGGCUAAAGCCGGCCAUUUUUAUUCUUCCGCAUAUCUUAGGAACCACGAGUUCUGUUUGAUUUUAGAAACUGGAGAUAAUAGAUUGGAAAAAAAUGCAGUGUGUAGUGAGAAAAAGAUUGUAAAUGUUUAAGUAUCUGAGUAGUUAUAAAAAACGGGUAGACCUUCUUAUUAAAACACAGCACCCAGUGAGGGGAAUGGAGGCCAGUUAUGUAUAAUAAAACACAAGUUCUUAAAUAAAAAAAAAAUAAAAAAAAUAUGACACUAAUUUCUUCUUCCCAUCUUUUCCAAAGAUUGUAUUAUCUGUGUGGAAUACAGUGUGGGUGGUGGCAGUCACAUGUGCAAAGGAAAGCCAAUUACAUACUGGUUUCUGAGGGCAAACUUUGAGAAAGUUUACUGAAGUAUAUUGACUCAUAAGAACAUACGUUUGGGAAAAGCAAGGGGGUCAUUCGACCCACGAAGGCUCCUCCUAUCUUAGCACACGACAACUGAUAUCAUUUGAUAGGAAUCUAGCCUUUUUUACCUUGCACUACGUUUUUUUUUACUAUAGACACUUUUUUUUUUUUUAAACUGGAACGGAGCUCACAGUAAUUUCACAUCUGUAUAUAUUUGAAUCAAACCAUUCAGAAUUCACUUAUUUGAAUUUCACACUGUUACAAACCACUCCAAAUACACUGAGAACCCUGCAGAAAGCAGCCACAAGACCACAGCGUGAUGAUAUUGCUGGCAUGUGACAUGCACACAGUGAACCUCGGCGUUCACAAGGCUAAGUUUGCAUGUUGUGUAUAAUUUGAUUCAGCUUUUACACGUCAAUAAACUGUCAUUCCUUGGAUAACCCUCUAUUCCUGCUCCUCUUGUAUGCAGCUUGUUUUUUUCAUUCAGAGUAAAGACUGACAGGCUGAAGGGAACAUGUGCUUACACAAGUGGAACACAGGCAAAGGGGUUGUACUUAUUGUUUCUCAGGGCUAAGACAAUUUUCUGAAUUACUGAAAUUUUGCUCCCAGCUAAAAUGGGAAUAAUGCGUUUGAAUCAUGCUGUUUCUGCGUUGUCACCUGUUUGCACAGAGUAAUAGAGAUUUAAAAGACAAAAAGACACUUUUGUUGAACUUUCAUCUUCCAGACUGAAAUCAAUGAACUUCUAGCUGGGAAAUUCAUUCAUUAAAGAGAGCAAAUGUGAAGCAGUUUUUAUGUUGAUGCAAUUCAUCACUGAUAAAUCAAAAUAAAAACAUAUCAACAGUUGCCUUGUUUAUUUCAUGUAUUUAACUGGUUUUUCACAGCUAAAAAUGAAUUGGAUUAGGGGAAGAUGAAAUCAACUAAUACAGUAUCCAUGUUGUUCUAUAUAUUGUUUUAUAAUAAAAGAGUAUUGAAUAUUAAUACAAUCUAAUGGCAUGUUACAGCAUCACUGUGUGUUUAGAUUGAAUCCUCCCUAAGAAGUAUCUUUAGAUUUCUUUUUAAAUGUUAUGGUUGAUUGUUUGAAGCUUUGAAUGGAAAUCUCAAUAUAUAUAUAUAUAUAUAUAUAUAUAUAUAUAUAUAUAUAUAUAUAUGGCUGAUCAUAUUCUAUUCUGACUCUGAAAUGACCAGAUGCAUACAUUCACAUUACAUUAGCUUUAUGCAUACUGUACAUAAUAAUAAAAAUAAUAAAUACAUAAAUAAAAGGAUGUAAAGGUAUCUAUGAUGUAUCUGUGCUUGUAAAUUGUAAAUGAAAGUACAUGCAUGGUUGUACAGACAGUACUACUGUAACAUGAAUGUACACUAAAGAGACUGAGGAGCAGUAUUUUUGCAUGAAAAAAACAAAGAAAAACAACCAACCCUUUCAACAACAACAAAUUCUCCCAGAACAAAAUCCUCUACUGGGAGUACAAAGAAUGAAACCCAUACUGUUGAAUGUAUUCUGAAACAAAGCAUGCAGCAGAAGGUCUUCAAACAUGUGUAUAUAUUAUAUGUAUAGAUAGACAAUAUAUAAUAAUAAUAAAAGCUUUAUUAACAUAGGGGAUUUUUUAAAAUAGUUUUAUUAACGCUCCUGCAUGUAAAACAAAUAAAAGAAAUCAUUAUUAUAGG